Molecule: messenger RNA, 3384 nt
Organism: Acanthochromis polyacanthus (spiny chromis)
Lineage: Eukaryota; Metazoa; Chordata; Actinopteri; Pomacentridae
Gene: nek5
Product: serine/threonine-protein kinase Nek5
Exons: 24
Coding region: 156-2558 (800 amino acids)
Biological process (GO): protein phosphorylation
Molecular function (GO): ATP binding; protein kinase activity
Source: RefSeq, a predicted model, not a curated record
UGCACCUCGUCUUCCGUCGCGCUUGCCGUAGUUAAACGCUUUUUUUAAAAGACAGAAUUCAGACACUUUACCGUCUUUAGACUUUGUAACUCGUCGCCGCCGUUUUGGUUCACUGUCAGAAUUGUACUGCCAUCUUAAAAGAUCUUCCAGGUGUUAUGAACAACUAUGAGGUCGUCCGUCAGAUCGGAGAAGGAGCGUUUGGAAAAGCUUUCCUGGUCCGAGACAAAGGAGGAGGAGCUCAGUGUGUGAUCAAAGAGAUCAGCCUCAGGAAGAUGUCUGCGAAGGAAAAGGAGGCGUCCAAGAAAGAGGUGACGCUGCUGUCCAAAAUGAACCACCCGAACAUCGUCGCCUUCAUCGGCUCAUUUCAAGAGAGAGGCAGCCUGUACAUCGUGAUGGAGUUCUGUGACGGAGGAGAUCUGAUGAAGAAGAUCAACAUGCAGAGAGGAAAUCCGUUCACCGAGCAGCAGAUCGUGGACUGGUUCGUUCAGAUCUGUCUGGGCCUCAAACACAUCCACGACAGGAAGGUUCUCCACAGAGACAUCAAAGCUCAGAAUAUCUUCCUAACCAACGGAGGGAUGAAAGCGAAGCUGGGGGACUUUGGAAUUGCAAGAAUGUUGAAUAACACCAUGGAGCUGGCCAGGACUUGUGUUGGGACACCGUAUUAUCUUUCUCCAGAGAUCUGCGAGAGUCGACCUUACAACAACAAGACGGAUAUCUGGUCUCUGGGCUGCGUCCUCUAUGAACUCUGCACUCUGAGGCAUCCAUUUGAGGGCAGCAGCCUUCGCCAGCUGGUCGGUAAAAUAUGCCGAGGCCGAUACAACCCGGUGCCCAGCCGUUACUCCUACGACCUCCGUCUGCUGGUCACACAGCUCUUCAAGGUGAACCCUCGGGAUCGUCCCUCAGUCACCUCGGUCCUCCGACGUCCCUUCAUGGAGAAACACAUCAGCAAACACCUGGACUCUCAGGUGAUGCAGGAGGAGUUUAGCCACUCGGUGCUGCAUGAAAACAGAGCAGCAGCUUCACAACCUGCUAAAGCAAGAACCAGAGCAGCAAACACACCAGGGAAGACAAAGAGGACCAGAGGGUCAGAGAGGCCUGGAAACAAGAAACUUCCCGCUAAACCCGACUGGAGAGUCCCGCUCAGAGUCUACACACCAGCUCAACACAAACCUCCUCAUCAAAAAGCAUCACAGCCAGCUGCAAGGAGCCAAAGAUUUAAUGGUCAGCAGCCUGUCAGUCAUUACCAGCACUACUACGCCCAACUGGACGCCUUCGAGAGGAGGAAGAAGGACGACGUUCUUCCUCCUCCUCCUCCUGAAGACCAAACUGCUCCUCCUGUGGAACCAUAUCAGCUUGUGGCUGCAGCUCGUAAUGAAUAUCUGCAGAGGAGGCAGGAGGCCAACCAGUACAAGCUGAGAGCAGAGAAGCAGCUGGGUUUGCGUCCAUCAACAGCUGAGAGCAGCAGAAAGCCUGAUGGGCAUCAGGACCAAGGAAUGGGUCAAACUGAACACCAGCAGAAGGAAAAGAGACAGGAGGGACAACAGGAGUAUCUGAGGCAGCUGGAUGUGAUCAGACAACAGUAUCACCAGGAGAUGAGACAGAUGAAGCUGAGAGCUGAAGCAGAGGCUCAACCACAACACCAACAUGGAACUUUUGUGGUGGAGAAACUCAGCGAGCCAGAGCCGUCUGCAGACAGUAAAGAGCAGCAGAAAGCAGCACCUGUACAGGAUGUUGAAGCAGCUCUGAGGCAGAUCACUGAUCAGAGGAGGACACAGGAGAGGAAACACAAAGACAAGAAAGGAAUCAUGUUUGAGAUCCGGUUAGAUGACGAAGAGAUGAAAGAAAACACAGAGAAAGACGAGGAAGUGGAUCCUCUGAAUCAAACUCUGAGCUUCCAGGAAGGGGAGGAGUUGAAGCUCAGGGAUUGGCUGGAGGUGAGGAGGGGGUGGAGCCACAGGACGCCUCAGACUCUGCUGGACGCUCUCGCCAACAUGGAGGUCAACUCCAUCUACAACACAACAGUGGAGGCUGAAGAAGAUCAGGAGGCCGCAGUUCGACGUCAGUGGGACGACGGUCCUCCAAACACUCUCCUGAACUUUCUGGCUCAGGCUGAACUCAAAUCCUCAACUCUGGACUCAGCAACCGCAGAUUCAAAACCAGAACAGGACAGAACGGAGGAGGAAGAAGAGGAUGAAGAUGACUCAGAUGUGGAGAUGGAUGAAGAGCGACUAGAACCGAGGUCAGACGACGACGACACGAACUUUGAGGAGUCGGAGGACGAGCUUAGAGACGCUGUGGCCGACUCCAUGAGGAACCUGUUUGUGAUGGAGGACGAAAACUCAGACGACAACAUGAAGGAGGCGACAACGGUGGCUGAAGGGACGGAGAUCGAGGAGGAGGAUGGAGGCGGAAUAAGCUCUGCAGAUCCUCAACAGGUCCAUCCAGAGCUGGAGGAUUCAGGGGCAUCAGUCAGAGUGGUUUCCUCUGAGCCCGAGUGUCCAGAUGAGUCCCGGACAGACGAUAACACAGGUUUGGAUAAUCAGCAUCAGACCACCUGAGUGCUCAAAAACUGUAAAGUCUUUAUUCUAAGGGAGUUGAACAAGAAGACGCAGUAACUGGGGCGUAAAUCCACUUCUUCUUUCAAGUCUGAUACAACAAAUAAGUUAAAAUUGUCAUUAAAUGGGACAUUAAUGAGUUCCAUUUCAAUGAAGAAGCUAAAAACCUGUAGCCAGUUGAAACUGUGGUUGUUUACAGUCUAACUUAAAGACAGCUGGAGAAGGACAGAGAAAUAAUGUGUUCACAAGUUUGGAAUUUGUAUUUACACCAAUAGUUGGAAGUAACAUUUAAAAAAAGAAGGCAAUGAAACAACAAAACAUAACUUAGUGGCGUCCUCUGGUGGAUGAACUCUGCUACUAAGAAACUUUCUAACGAACCUCCAACCUAUUUCUGCAUUUGUUUACCGGCAUUUCUCUGCAGCUUGCACACACAAAGAUACCGAUAUAUCUGCUGUAGCUCGACACAUUUAUCAGCCUUGCUCUAAGAACGACUUGUACUUUCAAGAAAACUCCACAAGUCCCUUUAAUCGGCAACUGUCACCAUCGUAUGAGCUGUUUUAAAGGGUCGUUGUGCUUGAAACGACUUCUUACAAAGGCUUGAAUGAAAAACCAGAUGUAAAGACAGAAGAUACAAUGAAUCUUAACUCUCAGAAGAUUUGUUUAUCCCAAAUAAAAGGACAGAGGCAGUUGUGUGUGCUGGGCUAAAUGUGUGUGAAUAUUUGUGCUUUUUGAACGGUCAGUGUUUAACUCAGCUGCUGGUGGUUUGUGUCGACUGUUAUUCUAUAUUUUUUCUUUACCAUCAACAAACCCAUGAAAACACCAAAACCAA